Molecule: messenger RNA, 2696 nt
Organism: Linum trigynum
Lineage: Eukaryota; Viridiplantae; Streptophyta; Magnoliopsida; Malpighiales; Linaceae
Source: the annotation of a GenBank genome assembly
UUCUCCCUCUCAUUCUUCCCCAAUCUCUUCCUCCUGCAGCGGCACCACUCUCCUUCCCCUUCCUCAUUUCAGAGUGAAGGCUUGGGUAGCAUGUUUGUUCGCUGAGAAGAACAGGUUGAAGCUGGGUAGCUAUGUUUCUUCUCAUUUUCCCCUUUCAACUCUUACAUAGUUACAUUGAUCGAACUUGGUAAUAUUUUAAUGAAUGGAUGGGCUUUUAGGGUUUUCCACUGGCGGUCACUGUUAGCAUCUCUUCCCCCAUUUUUUUAUAAUUUUCUGGGAGAAGUCAAAUUUGUUUUGGUUUGAUUGAUAUCGUUAUUGGGAUGGACCUACUUAAGGUUAACGGUUAAGUCAGAACUCAUUAAGCGAUAAACACACUAGGAAAACGGCACCAGUUUCUUCAGGUUAAGGUUAAAGUUAAGGGUAAAGCUAAUUUCUUUUUACUACCUAUAAUUGAUUCUGACGUUUGAGUGUCAAACAUGGAUGGAAAAUGCAGUCGGCUGAUGGAGUCGGUCACAUUGUUGUCAUACAGGAGAAACGGAGUAGGCAGAAAGUUAGGAUCGUAGAGCAAGCAGGAAGAGAAAGGUGCCUUCUUGUGUUGUGUUGUGCUUGCUCCAUUGUUACUAAUGAGUUCCUCAAAAGAACGAGCCAAAAAGGCAUUGAAAGCCAUGAGUGCGAUCGGUUUAUCUGCUGACGAAGUGAAACCAGUGCUGUUACAGUUGCUCAAGGCAUCUGAAAAAAACUGGGAUUAUAUCGAAGCUGACAAUUACCAAGUGCUUGUGCAAACAUUUUGGGAGCUUCAGGAAGCGAAGUUAGCUGAAGACGAGAAAAAAGGUAACAAGGACGAUUUUCUGCUUGGAAAGCGUCCCCGGAUGGAAGCGAUUGAGCUGUACGAAGACCAAGCUUCUUGUGAUGUUGAGGUUUUCAGUGAAAGCCUUGGUUUUGCACAAGAUCCUUACACACCGAUGAACGAUAUCGCCUCUGGAACCAGAGAGUCUUCACAAGUGCAAGGCGGGUCUUCUGCCACACCUACUGUGAUGGUCCAGACGGUUACUGAUGAAAAUGACAAUGAUGGUCUUCAAAGGAUAUAUCAACACUUCAUGGGUGACAUAACAAAAGGAGUUGAAAGGAUCAGCAUUUCAUUAGUGGACGAGUAUGGGGGCGAGGAGCUUCCCAAUUUCGUUUACAUUCGUAAGAGCAUAGUAUAUCAAAGUGCAUGCUUACAAAUAUCUCUAGCUAGAAUAUCUGAUGCUGAUUGCUGCUCAAGUUGCUUGGAUGAUUGUGUUGCACAACAACUACCUUGUGCAUGUGCUUGUGAAACUGGUGGAAGCUUUGCUUACACGGUAGAGGGCCGGCUGAAUGACAAGUUUCUUGAAGAUUGUCUGUCCAUGAAAGCCAACCCUCAACAGCAUCAUUUGUUCUUUUGCCAAGACUGUCCACUUGAGAGAGCCAAGAAUGAGCAUUUUCCUGCAAAAUGCAACGGUCAUUUGAUCAGAAAGUUUAUCAAAGAGUGUUGGGUCAAAUGUGGAUGUGCUGAGGGCUGUGGGAAUCGAGUUGUGCAACGGGGCAUCAAUUGCAAUUUGCAGGUCUUUAUGACACAUGCAGGCAAAGGUUGGGGGGUCAGAGCUCUCCAGGACUUGCCUAGGGGAACCUUUGUCUGUGAAUAUGCUGGGGAGAUAUUGACGAACACCGAGUUAUAUGAGCGGAAUAUGACUGCUGGAGGCAAGGGAAGGCACACUUAUCCUGUUACUCUUGAUGCUGACUGGGGUUCCGAGAAAACUCUUAAGGACGAGGAAGCACUUUGCUUGGAUGCUACCUACUAUGGCAACGUAGCCAGGUUCAUUAACCACAGAUGCUAUGAUGCAAACUUAACUGACAUUCCUGUUCAAGUGGAGACCCCUGACCGACAUUAUUACCAUCUUGCUCUUUUCACUGUAAGAGACGUGAAGGCUCAGGAGGAAUUGACUUGGGAUUAUGGAAUUGACUUUGCGGAUGAUGAUCAUCCAGUAAAGGCAUUCAAGUGUCGUUGUGGAAGCAGAUUUUGUCGAGACAACAAGAAGCUGAAAAGGAAGUUGGUUGUGGUACUUGACGAUUGAUGAAUGAUUCAAGGAAAGAGAAGAAACCUAAAUGGGAGUUUUUGGUCAUUUUUAUCUUUCAAUAAGUGUAAAUGGGUCAGGAAGAAAGAGUAAAAAAGGGCCUUUGAACAUUUUGGAGGUUUCUUCAGGUACAAGCUUUGGUUGGCAGAAGAUCUGCAGAAGCAUAUGCUAUGUAAUGAAUUAAUGAUGAACAUUUCCACAAACUGUAGGUACUGUACAGGCACAGACUCACUUUUGGCAAGAAAAAAAAGAUGAACAAGCUCAGUUUAGAGAUGGAAAGAAUGCAUUAUGAGUUUGUAUUUGAUCUUAGACGUAAUGGGUGCUUAUCUAUUCUAUGCUUAAGCUUUGACUACCAAAAUACAUAUUCCUUGUUUUCCUUUUCAUUAUGCGUCCUACUAUGUAUAAUAACGAUAAAGGUACCAAUACAAUUGAACUCUAGGCUCAUUAAAUUAUCAUCAACAAUCAUAAAUGUUUACUGUCUUUGGUAUUAGAGUAGGUAAGACAUGGUAGAACUGGCAGGGAAUUUUUAUUUUAUUCAGUGAUCGAAGGUGGUAACGUCAACCGAAACUGAAAUAGGGUGUAUAAUAAGAUUUGAACUUUGUU